This is a messenger RNA of Aspergillus ibericus CBS 121593, 1813 nucleotides long. RefSeq names its product ankyrin repeat domain-containing protein. The transcript has a single exon. Gene Ontology annotation, molecular function: protein binding. The coding region runs from base 458 to 1561 and encodes 367 amino acids. Lineage: Eukaryota; Fungi; Ascomycota; Eurotiomycetes; Eurotiales; Aspergillaceae. The record is from RefSeq and is a predicted model, not a curated record.
CCAUUUUGAUCUACUCCCACAAUUGUGAGAGAAAUAAUUGUGUAUAUGAGUGCUAACUUGUGUGAAGGGUCUUUAAGAUGAUUUGCUUAUUUUAGGUCACGAGCAUAAACCCAACAGGAACCCAAGCAAAGUCUGGGUGGUGCUUACCGGAUCUUACCGGAUUCUUUGCAUUCACAGCGGUCUACACAUGGUGGUUUAUGUCAAAUCUCCGAGUCUUCCUUGAACACCGUACUCGAGCUCCCGGAGUUACAGUGAAUAGGCAUAUCUCAGUAACAGCGUCAUGCCGGGCAGCCAUGGGCUCCGUAUCAUGCGCCUAUUCCAAAAACUAUAUAAGGGGCGACGACCACGUCCUUCGUUGGACUUUUAAUCUCCAUCUUCUAAGGCGUAAAGGAACCCUCAUAAGACCAUCCCAACGCGAGAACCACUCCCACUGAACCUUCCUAAACUUAUCCGAGCCAUGGGCCCAUCCAUCAUGUUUGAGUCAUCGCCAGAAUCCGGGAAUCAAGACGGUCCCAUCGCCCGGCUACCAACCGAAAUACUCCUCAUGUGUUCCCGCUAUAUGGACCGAAACGAACUGAACAGCCUCAUACGAUCCUGUAGGUUCUUCCGGGACGCCCUAGGCGAUGAGCUACUCCGAGAACAUGCUCUGCCGUCAGAAGACUGCUACCGGGAAUGGUGUUCACAUGACAGUGAAGGGAAGACGCAUGAAAACAAGGGGAACAUCUCCGAUGAAGACCUGGAAAUGAGAGAUAGUUGGGAGAUGCCAUAUGAACCACUGGUAACAGCCAUAUCAGACGGCAAUCACGACCUCGUUAGACGGUUCCUAAAAUCCGGCGUGAAUCCCAACGCUUUGAGCCUAACUUCAUUCCCUAUGCUUCAUCUUGCCAUACACAACCAUCAUUAUGCAAUAACCGAACUACUGCUAGACUCCGGCGCUGACCCGAACAUCGAAUGUCGAGUCACUAAGAAUCUAGCAUUAGACUCCGUGACUCGAAGUUAUAACCAUGCAUAUGACUGGGUGGACUUGCUUCUUUCCCAUGGAGCGAAGUUCACCACAACCGAGACCUUUGAAUGGUUCUGCGAAACGGGAAGGGGAGAUUUCUUUUGUCGAGCAUCCAGAAAUGGAACGAACGUUAUUGAGCUAUAUAAUCCUAGACAUCUGUUUGGCUCAGGGAGACUGAUCCAUGCAAUGUCCCAUGCAUCAGCAAUGGUGAUUGAUAUUCUCCUGGAUAUAGAACCCCGCCUUAUGUUCGCAAUAGACGGAAACGGUCUUUCGUUAUUACACCUCGCUCUUGAGAAACUCAGACCAGAGGUUGCGUUGCGGUUAAUUGAUAGGCAAUUUAAGGUGUUCACUAGGAAGGAUCCGUUGUUUGUGCGUCAUGUCAAAUGUCUGUAUACGCGGAUUGCUAGAGCUUUAGAAGUCAAGCGAGAUUCGGAUCCUAUUUGGACUAGAAAUGCUGAGGAUCUGUUGGAUAUAUGUGAUCAGGAAGCAUGGGAAAAGGGUGUCAGUCAGCCUGAUAGGUGUAUGUGUAAUAGUUGUUGUUUUAGGCUCUUUAAUUAAGAACGUUCUUGCUGGCGUCUUUGCUGGCUCUUCAUGGCUUCAAGCAUUUUUUGCAUCAAUAUUACGAAAAGUCACUUCUGUCGAGCGCCUUGCCUUUCCAUGUACAUACCUUUGAGGACACCAAAGGGCCUGGUCAAUGAUGGUGAAUAUGGGACUAGCAAUCACGGUAUCUAUAUCGUACUUUGCUCAGCAUUAGUUAUCAUCGGAAGCUUCCUGACGUCGGUAUUCUAGCUUCACUUGUCAGUCAAUAAU